Molecule: messenger RNA, 2821 nt
Organism: Limulus polyphemus (Atlantic horseshoe crab)
Lineage: Eukaryota; Metazoa; Arthropoda; Merostomata; Xiphosura; Limulidae
Exons: 13
Coding region: 478-1737 (419 amino acids)
Source: RefSeq, a predicted model, not a curated record
UGCACAUAAAAUAAAUGGCGACUCUUCGGUUAGGAGAAAAAGAAAAAAGACAAAAAAGAAAAAGGAAAGUAACAAUUUUUAUUUAUAAAUUGCAAUAUGACAAUUCCAGGAUGAAACACAAAAUUUCUUUUCUACUAGGAAGACACUGCUUGUUGAAGAAAAUAUUAUGCUGAGAUUGAAAUAUGAUAAUUGGUCUUUAGAAUGGUUGCCUUCAGAUGUGAUGGAUGAAAUUACUUUAAAGGAGUUUAUGGAAAGAUAUUCAAUGCCUACUGCAAUGGUCAAGAUGAAGAAUUACCUACUUUGGGUGAAUCUUGAUGAAUCAGGUGAUGCAAGUAUUGUUAUCAGCUCGGGAAAAUACAAAGAUAAGAUGUGAAUUUUAACAGUGGAAGCAGUACAUGAAUAGUUGCAGCUCGUACAGAUACUUCCUUUGUGAACAGAUUUUUAUUUCUUAUGCAGUAAUGAAGUAAAAGCUGAACCAUGCUGAUACGUCCUGAUUUUGUGGCAUUUGUUUUCAUAUUUAUAAAUCUUCUGACAAGCUGCAACUGGAUGCAAAGUGUUGCAGUACAGAGACCACCAAAGCAUAUUAAAAAACCAAACAGCUCCAUCAUGUUUAAUGGAAAGGGGUUUUGGAAUAUUUCAAAAUACAAUUUUCAGUUUGAAAUGUUUAGGUUACAGUUUUUGUUUCGUACAAAAGAAGAUAAAGGUCUCAUAGCUUUUGGAAGUGGAGAAGCUGAUGUUCCUACCUUUCUGUUAUAUCUAACAAAUACAGGAGUGGAAUUAAGUAUUCAGAAAAGGGGGGAUCCAGAACAUAUGGAUUUUGCAGUUAGUAUUAACCAAAAUGUGAGUGAUAGUAAGUGGCACAUGCUCAGCAUGAUUCUGAUGAAGGAGGGAAAACAACUAAUUCUGGAUGAUAAUAUUGAUAAAGCACAGUCAGUAAGGUGGAAUUAUAAGUUCAGCAGUUACACUAAUAUACCAUUUGUCACAUUUGGAGCUACAGAAAGUGAAACAUUAUCAACAAGGAAAUGUCCAGAAAUAUUUUUUGGAUGUAUUGGUGAUGUCAGUAUUAAUGACCAAACUAUUGAACCAAAUGAUAAGAGAUAUAAGUUACAAGGUGAUGUGAAACCAGGAUGUCCUUGGACAGGUGAGUUAAGAAUUGGAGAAAGGUGUUUAAGUGAAGAAGACUGUGAAAAAAAUUUGGUUUGUAAAAGCAACAUCUGCUCUUGUCCUGAUAAUCAUGUUGUAUCAAGCAACCACACUUGUUUAUCAACCAAACGUCUUGGGGAAAAAUGUGACAGUAAUGAGCAGUGCAUCUUUGUCAACCAAAAUUCUGCCUGUUCUGUGGAGAAACAUAUAUGUGUGUGUUGCAAGAGUUUCAUGUGGUCUGAUGUGCUAAAAAGAUGUGUUAAGAAAGGGGAAUUAGAGUUUUCUGAUAAAUGCUCAGAAAAUGAUGAUUGUGCUUUAAAGUUCUGUAACAAGAACAACAGGUGUUCUUGUCCUGACAAUGCCAGACUCGAGAUCAGUGCUGAACUUGGAAAAUCUGAAUGCGUAGAAGACAACAAAAGAGAUUGCAAGGAAACAACUUGGAGAACUGUGACAAUAAUACUUUUUGUAAUUAUCCUGAUCUAUAUUCUUUGUAAAGAAAAGGUGUCAGCUGGCUAUAAUCUAUUAUAUAGAUGGGUGAGAAAUUACAAAGAACAGUAUAUUCAGCAAGAAAACAACAACCAAGAAGUAUUUUAAAGUUCUGAACAAAUGAGUGUUGAAAAUAGACACAUUAGCUUGUAUUCUCUGUGAUUGUCAAAAACUUCAGAAAAGGAUAAAUCAAUCUGAGAAAUGAACAGAUCUGUAAAUGUGGUUAUAAAAUCAAUAAUUCCAAAAAGCUUAAAUUAAAAUUUUGCAAUAGAUAAAAUAUUCAAUAAAGAUUUUCUAUAAUGAUUUCAAUAAUUUAUAUGUUAAUUAACUUGAUUAUGAAAUGAAUUUUUGGUAAUGAAUCACCUGUACUUAAUUAUCCAUUCCUAAUUAACCAUCAUACUUUAUUGUAAUUAGUCAUAAUUCAUUUAUUAUUGUUGUUGGUUUAGAAAAAUCAUUAGAUGUUUGCCAAAUUGAUUUUUUACUGUGAUAUAUCAUGCAAUUUCACUCAGUAAAAGUUAACAGAUGAUUUUAAGCUUAAUUGAAGUAAGCAAGCUGUUAUUUUUCAGUGAUAGCUGUGAUUAUAAGUGCUUAAGUUCUUUUUUUUUUUAUAAAUUAUGGUUUAAGGAAAAGUUACUUUUGUAAGUUCUGUUCAAACAAUGUCUAUUUAAUCUUAUGGAAAAUACAUUCAAGACUGUGAUUUUUCUUUGUAUGCCAAUAAUUUAUUGAGAUAGUAUGUUUAGGCUUUAUGGUUCUACUUAUUGAGGGUUGUUUGUUUUUGUUCCCUUUACUUAACAUAAUGUUUAGGGACAACAAGGGACCUAUUUGUCCAUUUCAGCUGCCCCAUCCUCUAAACUAAAUUAAAACUAUUAAAUACGUAAAUAAAAAAAUAUAAAACCUUGCCAAAAUUUAUAUUUAUGUCCUUUAGUCCUACUGUUUUUACCAUUAAGUGUGAAAAAAGAUGAUGCAUCAACACUGUCAAUUCCCUUUACAAUCUUAAACAACUCAAUCAGAUCCCAUCUAUCUCUUCUUUUUUUCAAGAGAAAACACUUUCAUAGAUCUUAAUCUCUCCUCAUAUGAAAACCCAUCCCAGAUAUCAUUCUUGUAAUCCUCCUCUGAACCCUUUCCAAAAAUUCAACGUUUUUCCUAAGGUAAGAAGCCCAAGACUGAACACAAUAUUCCAAAUGUGGCUUAA